Trichechus manatus latirostris (Florida manatee) is the source of this 8165-nucleotide messenger RNA. It is a transcript of the gene MAX, whose product is annotated as MYC associated factor X. The record is from RefSeq and is a predicted model, not a curated record. Gene Ontology annotation, molecular function: DNA-binding transcription factor activity; protein dimerization activity. The transcript has 4 exons. Lineage: Eukaryota; Metazoa; Chordata; Mammalia; Sirenia; Trichechidae. Gene Ontology annotation, biological process: positive regulation of transcription by RNA polymerase II. The coding region runs from base 7640 to 7933 and encodes 97 amino acids. Gene Ontology annotation, cellular component: RNA polymerase II transcription regulator complex.
CUCCAUUUCAUUUUCAUUUCCGUUCAAUUCUAGUACUUUUGGGGUUUAGAGAAAAAAAGAGAUCAUUCUAUUACUUUUAAUAUUGUAGUAAACUUUCCUGUUAACCGCUAAGGUGAGGUGGGGCCUUGUUCUGGGGGUUCCCGGUGGGGGAAAGAUUGCAGAUCUCAUAAUUCUAGAUUCUCAGGUAUAGGUUCCAGUGACUGAGUGGGAGGAGCCGUAUGCGAGAAAGGAAUCGCUCAGUAGUUUUCAGAUUGGGGAAUCUAGCCCCUGUAAUACAAGCAGGAAAGGAGAAAUACAGCAUUCUGUGUUAUUACUGUAGCGUUAUUUCAGGGCAGUGUGGUCAGAAGAUUAGAACAAGUAAGUUCUAAACAAUAUCUGCAUAGUUGUGUGAAGCUGAAGCCACAUGCAGUCAGCUUUAACCGUAAGUCAUGUGACUGCUGUAGAUUUGUAGAAUCUGGCACUCUAGUGAAGAAAUUUGGAAAUGUAGAGGAGCCAAAGGUUGAAUAUGAAAGUGUCACGUGCAGCUUAUUGUAGUCUGACUCUAUAUUUGAGUUGAAGGAGUGGUGUAAAAAAAAUAGGAAAAUUGUUGAAGACGUGGCAUUGAGGAGACAAAUUUGCUAAGAGGUGAUGGAUGAGUGCAUACAGUGUUAUCCGUAAUUUCUCAGCGUUUUGAUACCAGUAUUCUUAGUAGAUGGUUCUGUGGAUUUAGGUAGACACUAAUUUCAUGUCUUUGGAGACAUAGCCAGUACUGUGGGUGUUCCGUGAAUAAUAGAGGGGAAAAGGGGAAUAGAUAAAAAAUCAGAAUCAGAGAUGUGAAGACAUAAGAAUAUCAGAGUAUCUAAUAUUUGACAGUUGGGAGGAAGGGUAUAGAAUAGGGGCUAGCAAUUCAAAUGUUGUGGGGGCUGGACAGCAAGAUAGAAUAAAGCAGUGGGAAGAAAUGAGGACUGGGGUACUGGGGAGCACAUACCUCUUCUAAAAAGGCAACCACUACUCAAGUCCAGUGGGUUAUUACUAUGUAGGAGUGAGAAUUCAGUGCUAGCAGAUUUUCUGUUUUUUUAAGAAAGAUAGGGAAUCUGGAUUUUUAUGUUAUUCUGAUUUUUAAAAGGAUGUGUAGAACAUUCAGGCUGUUUUAGGCAUUGGUUAGAGUUUGCAGGAUGCCACUUUGAUACUUCUGGUAUAAGAAUUUAAUUACCACAGGAUAAAGGCAAACGCUCUUGUACCUGCUGUUAGAGCAAGCAAAGAUUUUGCAAGUGGUCCAAGUAGAUGAGCAUUAAGCAAAGUUUUACUUUUAAGAACUGAUAUUUCCAUAAAACCAAAGGAUAUAGUUGUCCCAGCAGUCCUAAAAAAUUUUCUGGAAAAUAGUCACUAACAGGAAUUUGUUUUGCUUUAGUUCUCUUUGAAGUAUCACCACAUACUUGUGUUUAUACAUGUAUUUGAAAAUUGAAUUCUUUUUUUAGUUGUUAUUAUUCCUAAUAAUGUAGAGUCUGUUUACAUUAACUGAAAUUUUAUGUUUGGGGCCCAGCCUAUUUAAAACAUUUUUUCUCCAACUCUCCAUUUUUAAGAUCUGCCCCAGGGCCUGAUCAGGGUUGUUGGGUAGGGAUUGGCUAGAGCUCUCAUAGGCUUCCUUUGCAGAAUUAUCCAUUGAAUUGGAAUUAUUUUGGCUUUUCAGUGAGGGAAAAGUUUUCUUCUUUGUGAAGUUCUGGCUCACAGUUUCUUGAAAGCUUUCGGCUUUUCAAAAUGUUCAUUUACGUGGGUGUUGAUAUAAACUUAUUUAUUAAAUUAUUAAAAUGUCUUCACUCUCCUAGAAUGCUAAUCUCAUUGUUUUGCCUAGGUGUUUUUAAUUUGGUGUUAAGGUGCCAAGGAUUUUUCCCUUUGAUUUUGGGGGUAGGUAAGGGGAGUGGGUUAGACCCUUUGUUUUUGUUUUGACAUAUAUACUUGUUAAGACUUUUAAGAUAAAUCACAACAGCAUGGAGAAAAAAGAGUUGUACUAUAGGCUAAUUUUAUAGUAUGUCAAAUAAUUAUUGUGAAUGAGUAGGGUAAAAAAGAUUGUAUUUUUUCCUUUGUGAGUACAUCUCUUUACUCUCUGAGACUCAGUAUAGAUAAUAAAUAUAUUUUUAAAAUUUUGCAGGGGGAGCCCUUAAGCUUUACCUUAGGAAAAAUGUUCAGAAAAGGGUGUGGACUGUGAAUAACCUAAUAUUUAGGUCUGUAGACCAACUUUUAAAGUUACUUGGAAAAAGUUCUGUGGGUCCUAAUAUAAAAAGAGACAUUCGUGUUUUGUAACCUCACUACAGUAAGUACAACCUUACUACAUAAGAAAUGUAGGAUACUCAGCAAGAACGGAGUUAGGAGGUAAGGCUAACCGUAAGAGAAAGUGAAACUGUUUUGACGAAUAUUUUUUUCUGUUGCCUCAGUGCAAACGGAAAACAGCUUCUCCAGUAAGCUUUUUUAAAGGAGGUAACCCCAAACAAUUUUUAUUACUCAAUUCAAACACUACAGAAUCCCACUGAUGCUAUUUUGUUUAUUUUUAUUAUUUUUUGGAGGGAAAAGCUUGCAUUUUAAAGAUAAAUUUCUGGGACAGGUAUAUAUUAUGCAAAGGGUUCCUUUUGCUUUGUUUCUGUUUGGGAAAUUUCUUUUGGAAAGAGUGAAAGAAACCCAAGGCCUUUUCCAACAUACUGCCCUUCAUGGCAGCUGAAUGUGUUGGAGUUAGAGUAUACCUGUGGGAGAUUUAAAAACAGAUUUGUGCAAUUCUACUUCUGUACAUUACUGUUGUGACAUAUUUUUAACUUCUCAGAUCUCUUAGCUUCUUUAGGAAGUGCAGUGUAUUCAGAAAGAAAAGAGCUUGGUCACCUCUGAGAGUGGAAUCCACCCAGGAAUUGAGGGGCUGUUUUACCUGGAAUCAGUUGAAUGGCAAAAGUGCUGCAUGAUGCAUGUACUUUGUCUCUGCUUAGAGUGUUGACAAUGAUGCAGAACUGUCAGGUUUGGUCUCUAAGUGUGCCUGUUUCGUAGAGCAAAGGGUAUUAUGUUUAAAAAUUCUUUUUUUUUUUUUUUCAAGAUGCCAGUAAUGGUGAAAUAGUUGAUCAAAGAUUCCAACUCAGUUUUUAAUUAAAAUUUCCUGAUCGAAGAAGGCAUCCUUCCUCUUAAAUGACUAGUUUGAUGGCGUAUUUUGAUAAUAGUGUUCCCAAGUUCUUUUAGGCACCACGUGAUAGACAAAAUCUGGAUCACAAACUUACUCAUUAGAUGAUGUUGGGAAUGUCUUAGCUUCAAGCAGGAUAGGGAUUGGGAAAUUGAAAUUAAUAAUUUUCUCUUACAGUCGUUAGUGAGUUUAUCUCCUCCUGGCUGCCUGUUAUUUCAUGUUGCAGUUUCAUGUUAUUUAAAAUGAAUGUUUUAAGCUGCUUAGAAAUUCAGUUUUAUUUAUUCUAUCUGGUCCUGAUCCACCAGAUAGAAUAAAUAGAUCUUUUCUGAUGAGAAUUUUGGGCCUGUGUAUUUCCAGUGUUAAGGUUAUUAGUGUUUAAUAAGAAUAGCUUGAUAAUAACCCUAAGCAAUACUACCUUCCAUCUAGAAUGAAUCUUAAAGGCAAUAAAUGUUUAGUGAACAACUGUAGUUCUCUGUAUGCUGAGAAUUUUCUAUAUUGGAAUUGAAAAGAUUCCAACUGGGUGAGGCUGGUGUCAGGUAAUCUGCAUGAAAUGUAUUGUUGUGGAGAGCCUUGUGCAUCCUUAAAUAAUGAAGCAUUUAUUUCCCCACGCUGUUUGCUUAGAACUUGCAGGAAAUUAGGCUGCUUACUGAUGUCAUACCUUGAAUGAAGAUGUGUUCUCUAUGCAAUAAGUUGGAAGGAAAUAAUUUAAAGAGAUUUCCCUCAAUUUUGAGAAGACCUGUUUAACUUAGAUGACCUCCUACCAGUUUAGCAACUUCUUGGCUCACAGAAUAACAUUUGCUUUUAGCAUUUAACAACCCUUAAGAUACACGUGCUUGUUAGUGUCAGAGAUGGACAAAUUGUAGGUGAAGAUUUUUAUUCUGGCUGCCAGUGUGGAAAGUUUGGUGGAAAUAAAACUCAGGCUGAAUAAAAACCUUGGCAGAAAUGGCCAAGCUGGAAGCGAUUUGGUGCUGGAGUUCCUGUUGUGCAUCUGUGAGCCACUCUUCAGUAUUGCAGAGUCAGUAUUUGUGUUAGUUUAAGAUGCCCUGAAGGAAGAGUUUUCUGGUAGAAACUGCAAAUCCGGUGUACUUGAAGCAAAAGCCCUUCCUUAUAGGUUGUGUACCUGAGGUAUCUGGGGGCCUCCUGUACAGCACAAGAAUACCUUGUCUCCUAGAAUUGUGCCUGAGUGCUUAAUUAAUUCCACAAGGGUGCUUUCAGUACCACCCGUUUUCAUUAUCAAACAUCUUUCUCAGUACAGGAAGGAGAAAGCUGGCUCAUCUGAGUUGAGCUUUAUUUGUUCAAGACACAAUUGUUUGCCCCCCUCCCUUUUUUUAAAUCAGUUUUGAAUUUAUGGGAGGAUCUCAGAUGUCUCACACUGGAAGUCUUCGCCCAGUUUUUCUUUCUCAGCUCUGAAGUCUUGGCCCCUUCAAAAAGAGUUGCCAGCAAGUGAAGACAGUUAACAAGGCAGUGAUAAGUCUGGCAACUGGCCCUCCAUUUGAAUGAGGAGUGGGGGAGCAGUGUUACCAGGUUGGAUAGAUCUGUGGUUUGGAAAUGUUUCUCAAACUGAAUUCUCAGCCUUGUGUAAAGGUUUUCCAUAUGCUCUUUCAAGCCACUAUAGUGUAUCAUUAAGUUCAAAGUUGCCUGGAAUUAGACAUGUUAGUUCUGCGUAUUUCUAACUUGCUCUUUCAAGUGAGGGGUAGGGAGGAGAAAAAUACAUCCUUGUCAUUGUCUCAGAGAGCUUUAAAACUGACUGGUUAAGCGUAGCAGCUCUGGGAUGGACAUGGCAGCGGGGAUUGGUCUAAAAUUCCAUUCUUCUGCUAGUUAAAUUGGGCCUGGAACCACCACAGAAAUUCCAUCCACUACUUUGAGAACAGUCUCCCGCCCAGGCUUUCUACCAGGCAGUAGACUGCUGCCUUUCCUUGUUGAGCCAGCUUCUCAAACUUGGCUGGCUCCCCAGAUGAGAAGCCAAGAUUUCUGCUGAUGGUCCACAGCCAAGUUCACUUACAAUCCUCUAACCGAAAGACUUGCCCAUUUGAGUCCUUUCAGGGCUCAGUGAAUGGGAAGGAGGUAGUGCAUUGUGGGGAUGAUUUUGGUGUUAGAUUAUACUUAGCUCCACCCCUCUAGUGCAGGCCUGAGUGAAACCAAGUCCAACUCAAUUCUAGCAUUUUGAGAUUUGCAGGUCUUUCCCAAAAAGAAAACAGACACUUAGAAUUUUAUUUGUAUCAACAAGAGGGAUUGUGGGUAACUCUGGUGUGAUUGCUUUUGUGCACAGUUCUUCACCUGGUAGGAGGGCCAGGAAUGGGGUGAUUUAGUAGUCAGGAGUAUCUUGGGCCACUGCUGGAGAUGAAAGCUGGGCCAUUAAUUUGCAUGUAAAUAAGCCACCUUAAGGAAGUAUAUAGCCAAUGCAGGAGAGUCUUGAUACCUGCCAAAUGUCAUCCCUCAACUUUCUAAGCUGUUUAGUUACAGUCCAAGUUAGAACCCAGCCCAGUUUACCUGUAUAUAGAUGACUAAAGGGAUCAGGAAGUAAGAAAAGGAUUGGGUACUUAAAUAUCUUUAAUGCCUUCAUAUUUUAUGCUGCUAUUUCAUAUGGCUCUGAAAAGGCAUCGGACGUUUUCUUGCUGUAAAGUCGUAUGAUGCAGAGUAGCUCUCUAGCCUCAGGUUGUCUCUUGUUUCUAGCUUGAUUGUCCCCUCAAUUUCCCCAUAAUAUUCCAUAUGUCAUGAUGGUUCAGUAAACAUUCAUUUUACAGUGGAAUCAGACUUGAUAAGGAGAGCUUUAGAAAUGCUGCAGGCCCCUGCCCUGGAAAAGAGUGAUAUGCUGUGGAGAACCAGGUCGUGAUGGGAACCCUGUGUCAGAUUCAACAGAGCCGUAGGUGAGGUGUUGUGCUUGAAAGACCAGCAAGUAACUAAAAUUACCACAGCUACUCCCAACCUCCUCUUCCUCAGUAAUGACUUAGACUUUUUGGAUUAGAUAAUAUGAGAAUUUCAGGUCCUUUUCAUCUCUACAAUUCCUGUCUGGAUUUUUGUCUGUACAUCUUGUCUAAUACAGGAAUUCUUUUGAGGCAGCAUUAUUCUGAUGCUAAGCCAAGUAUUUCCUCCUGUUGGUUCAUUUUUAAAAUUCCUGGUACUCUGUCUGGGUAGAUUAAAGCUACUUGAACUUCCCAUACAGACUUGCUCUUUAGGUAAACUCAGUGCAGCCUUGUAUAUUCAGGGUAAAUUCUCAGAGUAUCUUUAUUUCCAUAACUCCCAAAGUGUAGAUGUGGUUAAGUUGUUGCUUCAGGUUAAGUAAGCAUUUGUGUUGUGUUUAGAGGAGAUUUCCCUUUAACGAGGACCCACUGAACAGUCUCCCAGUGCUCCCAGCAUUGUCACUUCUGCCUGGAGCUCCAGUGCAUUUUGCCAUUCCUGAUUGUUGGCAGUCUUCCUCCCUGUCCAGCUGACUGUUCCUCUUUGUGGUUCUGAGCAGGACCAGGAUAAAGAUGUUGGUCUGUGAACAUUUAGAAAAUGCCAAAUCAGUAUGACCUGCCACAGGUGCUUGAGGAAAUUUAUUCAGAGCCUAUGGGUGUCAAAAGAUCUGCCAUCUAUGAACUUGUCUUUCUGGCACAGCCUGUGUGAGGCGAAGCCCUUGGCAGGAUAGCAUCUUGGAGCUACUUUAAAAAACAGGAACUCAGAGUGUAGUUGUUGUCUUUAUCAGCUCUGUUAGAAUGAUCUCAGAUUCAAGCACCUGGGUUUUCUAGAGGUUUCAGUUUCUAUCGUAUAGUUUGGCUAGAAGAUCCUAACCUAGUACCUUUAGUGAGCUGGAGACCAGACAGAGACUCAUGGUGAUGGGUUUCACAUGGAAAGAAGCACUGCACCAAUGACUUAACUCCUUCCCUGGGCACCCACCAUGGGAAUCUCUUACAGUGGGGGCGAUCAUACCCUAUAAAGGGGCUGCUGGAGCUUUUCCGUGUCACCUCCCAACCACAGACUGGCAGCUGUUCUGUCACAUAAGUAAGUUGGAGAAAGGACUGGUGUUGCAGGAGAGUCACAUUUUGUCCCCAUGAAUAACUUUUCUUUUACUUACGCAUGAGCUGGAUGGAUCGAGCUACUUUGGAUGUUCCUGUCGCAAGCCUUGCUCACCACCUUUCUCCCCCUUUAGCAGAGCCUAAAUCUGGAGACUCCUAACUGCCCACCUCGACAAAUCCUUCCCACUCCAAUCACCAGGGACAGCGCUGACAGCAUUUACUUCCAGGCUAUACCCCACCUGCCUUGUACCAAGCAAAACGAGUGACAUUUCUAAUGUGCUCUUUCUCCCAUUCUUCUAGGCUGACAAACGGGCUCAUCAUAAUGCACUGGAGAGAAAACGUAGGGACCACAUCAAAGACAGCUUUCAUAGUUUGCGGGACUCGGUCCCAUCACUCCAAGGAGAGAAGGCAUCACGGGCCCAAAUCCUAGACAAAGCCACAGAGUACAUCCAGUAUAUGCGAAGGAAAAACCACACACACCAGCAAGACAUUGACGACCUCAAGCGGCAGAAUGCUCUUCUGGAGCAGCAAGGGGAAAGCGAGAGCUGAUCAAGUUCUUUGUUCCUGGGGAAUUCACUUCUCUUCCUCCCUCGUGGAAGAUGCAAGUAAAAGGAAAUUCCGUGCACUGGAGAAGGCGAGGUCGAGUGCCCAACUGCAGACCAACUAUCCCUCCUCAGACAACAGCCUCUACACCAACGCCAAGGGCGGCACCAUCUCUGCCUUCGAUGGAGGCUCAGACUCCAGCUCGGAGUCAGAGCCGGAAGAGCCCCAAAGCAGGAAGAAACUCCGGAUGGAGGCCAGCUAAGCUAAGCGGGGCAGGCCAGCAAUAAAAACUGUCUGUCUCCUCCGUCGUCUCAUCCUCUUUCAGUUCAUCAUUAGAACCCUCAGAACCAUUUAAGAGACUCUUUAUUUUUCUUACUCUUUUUGUUUUUUUUUGUUUUUUUUUUUUAAUUUUUAUUUUUACGUAGAAGCUCUUGGACAACAGCUCUCGUUCUCCUCCGUUUCCACUAUUUUUUUUUUUUUAAACGUUUUCCCUU